GUUAGUGACAGUUUAACAUUAUAUUUAUUAUCUACAAUCACUCCGAAUUCAGAAAUAGUGGGGAGGACUUGAAGAGAAAUAAUUCUGACAGCUGACAAAGCAGUGAAUUGAUUUUUCGAAAAUGUCGUUCGCAGACAAGAUAUCGAUGCUUAUGGAUCGGCCAGGGGGCGACAAUGCCCAAAAAGAUGACGUUCCUUGGUGGAUGCGCUACGCUGGUCGGGGGUUGGGAACAGUUGGCAGUUUCAUCGCCAUAAUCCUGGGACUCAUCAAUUGCACUGGCAUUAUAUUGAUGAAUGUCAGCUGUCUGAUAGCUGGCGUUUGGCAGAUGUUGGCAGGUUUCAUAGUGAUAGUGUGCGAGGCGCCCUGUUGCUGUUUCUUCAUUGACUACGUGCAGACUCUCUCCGAUCGGAUUGAGACACGUCCUUACUGGAAUAAGGCAGCUUUAUAUAUCGGCUUGGCGCUACCUCCGUUCUUCAUGUGCUUCUUCAGCGUGAGCACGUGGCUCGGCAGCGGCAUGAUAUUCGGCACUGGAAUUAUAUACGGGAUGAUGGCGCUAGGAAAGAAGGCGUCGAUAGACGACAUGAGGACGUCGGCUGCCAACCUCGAAGCCGGAGUCGGUCAGCCGACCAGCGCUCCCCGCGCCAACCUGGUCACCAACGAGCAGCCCUUCAGCUUCACGGGCCCGCCCGCCAAGUGACGCGCGACCGCAGGCUGCGGCUCUCGUGCGAAUGGACUCGACUAUUUCUCCGUUCGUGAGUUGUUGUUGAACUGUGCUGCUCGUAGGCUUAGGUUUCUCCAAGGUUAUUUAUGUUGAAGGCAGUCGGGAUUCAAUCCGAGCUAUAUUUAUCGCUUGUUGACCAAAAAAAUUAUGUUC
Messenger RNA from Vanessa tameamea, 874 nucleotides. RefSeq names its product flower (gene fwe). Gene Ontology annotation, cellular component: membrane. Gene Ontology annotation, biological process: vesicle-mediated transport. Lineage: Eukaryota; Metazoa; Arthropoda; Insecta; Lepidoptera; Nymphalidae. Bases 122 to 697 code for a protein of 191 amino acids. The transcript is spliced from 5 exons. The record is from RefSeq and is a predicted model, not a curated record.